Molecule: messenger RNA, 2255 nt
Organism: Capsicum annuum
Lineage: Eukaryota; Viridiplantae; Streptophyta; Magnoliopsida; Solanales; Solanaceae
Product: putative WEB family protein At1g65010, chloroplastic
Exons: 3
Coding region: 199-2145 (648 amino acids)
Source: RefSeq, a predicted model, not a curated record
AUCGGACUUUGUCAUAAACCAUAAUAAACUUUCAAACACAACCUUUUUUUCCUCAAAAAUACAACAAAUAAAAUCUGAAAUUUUUUUUACUAUAUGCUCCUACUACUAUUAAUAUACACAAAAAAGGUGGAAUUUUCUUAAUUUUUGUGUUGAUUUUUCCAAGAGAAAAAAGUGAUUCAAACACGUAACCAAGAAAAAAUGUUACGUUCAAAAUCAAGAUCUGGGGCCAUUGAUUUUGGACAAAAAAGUAAUUCUUCAAGAUUUUCAAGAACAUUUUCUGCAUCAAAGCUAUGUAGAGGUGAUGUUUUGGGAUGUCAAAUUGAUUCAAACGCAGUUGUUUCAAGGAAAAAACCAUCCAAGGUUGACAAUUUAUUUGAGGAUCAAGUGAAUAGUAGAAUUUUGGUUAUGAAAGAGCAAAUGGGACAUGUUGAAGAGGAGUUAAGGGAGACUAAAGAGCAAUUAGAUUUUGUUGAAGGUGAAAAAAAUAGAGCAAUUCUUGAAAUUAGAGAAAUGAAAAAGUUAGCUAAUGAGGCUAACAUGAAGCUAAAUGAAGGAUUAUCACCUAAAAAAGCAGGUGAACUUAUAGCAGAACUCAAAGUUUUGAGGGAAUUUCAUGCUAAAACACAAGAAGAUAUGAAGGUUAAAGACAAGAAUAUCGAGUCGUUGAAGAUGGAACUCGAAAGGGUGAAGAAAUAUGAGGUUAAGUUAGAGGAAAAAGAUGUCGCGUUGGGUGGUUUGAGAGAGGAGAUGGAUCGCGUUAAAGCAUCUGAGGUUAAAGCGGUAGAAGAAUUGUUUGUUCUGAAGAAAAAAGUUGAAGAGUUGGAGGUCGAGUUGGAGAGUAGGAAGUUGUCUGAGUCGAAGAUGUAUGAUUCGUUUGAGUCACAAACGAAGCAGUUUGAACGUGUUAAGAUUGAACUUGAAGAGGCUAAGGUCGAGAUGGCUUCACUUCACGAGAAGGUUGAGUCUUCAUCGAGGAGAAAUAGUGGGCGUUGGAAUGGUUAUAGCAAUGGUGAGAUAGCGAAUUCUGUGAAGAAGGAACUUGAAAGUCUCAACUCCGAGCUUGCAUUGGUGAAGGAGGAUGUGGCUAAUGCGCAAGAGAGGGAGAAAAUUGCCUUGUCGAAGGCUAAGAAUUUGAACGAUGAGAUAAGCUCGCUGAAAAAUGAAGUUAAGUUUGCUAGCGAAGCAGAAGAGAAAAGCAGAAAGGCGAUGGAUGAUUUAGCAUUAGCGUUGAAGGAAGUUGCUACUGAGGCUUCCGAGGCUAAGGAGAAACUUGGUGCUACGGAAUUAGAGUUAGAACAAGUGAAAGAGGAAGAAGGGAAACUGAAAGAGAUGAUAAGAAGCACCGAGGCUAGGUAUCAAAAGCUCUUGGAUGAAGCGAAAAAGGAAGCAGAUCUAUACAGAAAUACAACAGAGAGAUUGAGAUUAGAGAACGAGGAGUCACUUUUGGCGUGGAAUGGAAAAGAAAUGGGGUUCAUCAGUUGUAUAAAAAGAGCUGACGAAGAAAGAGCCUUGGCUCAGCGUGAGACUGAAAGGCUCACGGAGUCACUUAAAGCAGCCGAGGCUACAUCUGAAGCAGCUAAUGAAGAAAAGUUCAAGUUGAGAGACAUAUUGAAACAAGCUAUUAAUGAAGCCAAUGCAGCAAAAGCUGCAGCUGGCUUAGCUAGAGAUGAAAAUUCUCAACUCAAAGAUCGCCUGACCGAGAAGGAAGAAGCCUUGCAUUUCAUCACUAAAGACAACGAACGCCUUAGGACCAACGGGCCAGCAGCUUCUCAUGACAAUGUCAAGGUACCUAGUGAAAUGGUCGAGGAUCAUGAAGGACACCAUAAAGCCAAGACAACUUUCAAAAUCGAUCUUACUGAGCUGAAAAUUGAAAAACCUGAGGAUUUUCAAGACGAGACACUUAAGGGAUCGAUAUUUGAUCCAACAUCAGUCACACCAAAGUCUCAGCCUCGUACACCACGUAACUUAUCUCAAUGUAGAAGAGCAUCUGCACCGGACUUAGCAGACGAGGCAGGAAAACCAAAUGCAAAUCCGGAUUAUAACCAUCUCGAUGAUUCAGAUAGCGAUAGGAAUCUUAGCAGUAGGAGAAAAGCUUUGUUUCGAAAAGUUGGUGACCUAAUAAUGAAGAAAAGUUUCCAUGUUUAAGAGAGAACCAUUUUCUGAAUAGCAGGAACCUUUUGUAAUAUAAGUACAGCUUGAAUAGUACAGUUAUUGAACAAUCUUACGAUGCUAUAAAAAUGUGAUUGCAUUUUAUA